AUGACAUCGCCUCAGUUCGAAUCCCGGGAGAAAAGCGUCUUGACUUUGAUCUAUCCCAGGGUGCCUUCGCAAAGGUUGGUCCUCUUGGGUCUGAAGAAGCGGGGCUUCGGACAAGGUAAGUUCAAUGGCUUUGGUGGUAAACUUGAGGCAGGCGAGUCCCUUGAAGAAGGUGCCCUCAGGGAGCUGCGAGAAGAGUGCGGGCUUCGCGCAGAUCUCACCAGCCUGACGUGGCGAGGAUGCCUCACGUACAUUUAUGACACAAAGCCGAAGGCCAUGGAAGUGAACAUCUUCGACUUGGAGGCCUGGGGCGGCGAGCCGGAGGAGACGGAAGAGAUGAAACCUGCGUGGUACUCUCACGAGGAGAUCCCACUUGAGAAGAUGUGGGCCGAUGAUGCAUACUGGCUGCUGCAAUACUUGAAUCAGCAGAUGGCUACGCCCUUCGUGGGUCGAUUCCGUUUCAAAGGCCACGAGGGCCCAGACAGCUGGAAAGUUCUGGAGCACUUCGUACGGCCUCUCUUGCCUGCUUCAGUUCCCCGAAUGGGGCCAAGCGCGCAGAUUGAGCCAGGAGCCGCGCUCUUGGUCUCGACGGUGAGCUUUAUCGGUGCCCCAAGUGCUCGCCCGUUGGAGUCUUUCAUCCGCUACCACCUGCUCAAGGGCUUUGCUAGGGUGAUGAUAUUUGUCGACGACCCAGCUGAUUCGGCAACACUGGAUGCAGUCCGACGCUUUCCUGCGUCUCGCGUGCUGUAUCGCGUGCGCGGCGAGGAGCUGUGGCGAGAGCAGCGUCAGCACUGCUCCUCCUUCGACAAGCUGGAGGGCUUUGUGGACGAAGUGUCCGCCCGCCAGCUUCUAGAUUUUGAGCUUGCGUCCAAGUUGGCCCCAUCCCUGGGUUGCGGGUGGAUUCUGUGUUUGGACUCCGACGAGUUGCUCUACACCCGUGAGGAGUCGGUGGUUCCGCACCUCCAGUCGCUGGAGUCGCAGGGCAUCUACCAGAUGUCCUAUUUGAACCAUGAAGCCGUGCCUGAGCAGCCUGAGACCCUGGAUUACUUCGCCACUGUUUCAUUGUUCAAGCUGCACCAGUUUGCGGUGCCGCUUACUGCUAAAGCCCGAAGUGGCCUGCGCUUCUGGAUGAACCGAUCUAAGCAUGGCCAAUAUUUCUUGUUCUAUGACAAUGGCAAAAGCGCUUGCAGAACUGGCCUGGCUGCAACUCCCGCUAGCCAACAUCUUUGGCAGCUGCCCUCCGGCUACAAGUCCUGCACGGCCCUAGCAGAUCCGAGGCGCAUGGACGUGGAAGGCUUCAGGGAGUGUAAAGAUCCUUGCGUGCUUCACUUUCCGGUGUGUGGCUCUGCAUGGCUGACGGCAAAGUACAAGACGCUGGGAGAGUUUCCGGACAAGUGGCUGGGCAACAUGCCCCUGAACGAGUCUUUUCACAAAGAUGCCAGGGAAGCACAGCUACGUGGCGGCGAUACCCUCAAGACAAUGUUCAUGGAGCAAGUGCUGCUUGAUUCGAGAGAAGCAACUGCACAGAUCGCUUGCGGAACCUGCACACGCCUCACAGAACAUCUGACAACCCUGGAUGCGGUGUCAACCGGCACAGUCGCUCCCGACGCAACUGCGGAUGGAGCGGCUGACUCCUACGCAGUGGCUAAUGGAGACAGGGCCGUGGGUGUUGAGCGUGGCUGGAUCCUGUCCAAGGCCAUGGGCUACCUGUCGCCUGAGUUGUAG
Messenger RNA from Symbiodinium natans, 1722 nucleotides. NCBI's taxonomy places the organism in Eukaryota, Dinophyceae, Suessiales, Symbiodiniaceae. The record is from the annotation of a GenBank genome assembly.